AUGGGUUGCGGUUCUUCCGGUCACGUGGUCGCGCCCGCAGAGAGCGUCAACGGCAAUGGAAAAAUGUCGGUUGGCAAUGGCAGAAACAGCAAUAGCGCUAAUGACCACAAUAACGAUGACCUGCCCACUGUGGUAUUGCCAGAGACACCAGCCAAGCCUAAACCACCGGUCGCCUAUGAAAUACCAAUAGAAGAAUUCGAUGGUAACAAACGACCAUCAACACCACCCGCUCACCUUCAGAGGCUCCUCCAGCCGUCGAGUUCUGACAUUAAAUUACCAGACAUCAAGGAGAAGCUCGCUGAAGCCGAACAGAGGAGAUUAAUGAUACUUCAGCAGCGUGCGGCGUCUGCACAGAAAAGAGCACAGAAAAUGAUGAAGUCCUUUAAAGAAUCAGAUCCAGAACAAAAGAAGCACGGUUCGAAUGUGGUCACCAUUUCUCCCAAACCUGGUGUUUGUGAAGAUAAAAAUAUAUGA
Molecule: messenger RNA, 474 nt
Organism: Melitaea cinxia (Glanville fritillary)
Lineage: Eukaryota; Metazoa; Arthropoda; Insecta; Lepidoptera; Nymphalidae
Exons: 4
Coding region: 1-474 (157 amino acids)
Source: RefSeq, a predicted model, not a curated record